This is a messenger RNA of Zea mays, 995 nucleotides long. RefSeq lists its product as uncharacterized. The record is from RefSeq and is marked validated. Lineage: Eukaryota; Viridiplantae; Streptophyta; Magnoliopsida; Poales; Poaceae.
CUUGCAGCUGCAGUUGGCGGCGUCAUCGUCACCGUCACAUAAACCAACUCGAUCGAUCGCGUGCGACUGCGAGCCGUCCGUCCGUCAUGGCGGACGUGCUGGUGGGCUCCGAGCGCCGUGUCCUCAUCAGCGGCUACGGGUACGGCCUUCCCCCGCAGCCCCCGCCCCCGCCGCCGGCAGAGAGCCAGCUGCUCGGCCGCCUCGACCAGAUCGACCUCCGGCUGCGGCAGCUGGAGGAGCAGCAGCAGCGCCGCCCGUCGCACGCCGACCCGGCCCCGGCCCCGGCCCGCCGCGCGCCGGCGCCGCAGCACCAGCACACCAAGUCCCUGCCGUCGGCGCUGCAACACGUGCAGGUGCGGAGCGACCUCAUGGACCGCCUCAACCUGCUGGAGUCCCGCAUCAGGCAGCUCAGCAGCGAGCUGGACCUGGACGUCGGCGGCAAGGCCGCCGGCCACGCCGCCCACCAGCUGGUGCUGGGGACCUCCUCGUCGGUGCCGCAGGUCGAGGACCCCGCCACGUGGUCCGACCUCGCGCCGGUGGCGGUGGUGGACCCGGCCCCUGCUGCGGCGUUCGGCGGCGGCGGCGGCGGCAACGAGAGCAAGAGCAAGCCCGCGGCGGCGGCGGCCGGCGGGAGCUGGAGCGCCGUGGAGAUCCUGCAGCGGGGCGCGCGCCAGCUCCACCGCAGCACCAGCAGCAAGCCUAACGCGCCCACCAAGGUGAAGAAACUGCAAGAAACAAAAUGCGCGUGCCAGAAGGAGAAGAGGAAGGCGGAGCGCAGCAAGACGAGCAGGCGGUGGUUCAUGGUUGGAUGCUGAAGAAGUGGAAGUUGGCAGUAACACGCAUGGCGAUGAACUAACUGAUCUUGGUCGAUCGUGUACAAGCCAUAUAUAUAUAUAUAUUUUUUGUAUUGUUUUUGUACUCUGCUUUGAUCUACUUCCGUCCACCAUUAGUUGUAAAGUAUUGUCAUGGUCCAUGAAUGCAGCAUUUUUCUCGUC